GCCCCAAGGUCGUUCUCCCGACCCAGGGUCCCGCCCCAAGGCCGUCCUCCCGCCCCGCCGCUUGGUGGCGGCCGCAUGCUGCCCGGAUAUAAAGGGUCGGCCCCACAUCCCAGCGACCAGCGAGCGGCCUUGAGAGGCUGUGGCUCUUGCUUGUUAGGCGGCCUGAGGACGCCAUGGCCGAGUGCCCGAUGCUCGGGGAGGCAGUCACCGACCACCCGGACCGCCUGUGGGCCUGGGAGAAGUUCGUGUAUUUGGACGAGAAGCAGCGUGCCUGGCUGCCCUUAACCAUCGAGAUAAAGGAUAGGUUACAGUUACGGGUGCUCUUGCGUCAGGAAGACGUUGUCCUGGGGAGUCCUAUGACCCCCACCCAGAUAGGCCCAAGCCUGCUGCCUAUCAUGUGGCAGCUCUACCCUGAUGGACGAUACCGAUCCUCAGACUCCAGUUUCUGGCGCUUAGUGUACCACAUCAAGAUUGACGGCGUGGAGGACAUGCUUCUCGAGCUGCUGCCAGAUGACUGAUGUCUUACAGCACCUGUCUCCUUUCACCCCAGGGCCUGAGCCUGGCCAGCCUACAAUGGGGAUGUUGUGUUUCUGUUCACCUUCGUUUGCUACGCCUGUGUCUUCUCCUCUACCACGCUGGGGUCUGGGAGGAAUGGACAGACAGAGGAUGAGCUCUACCCAGGGCCUGCUGGACCUGCCUGUAGCCCACUCUGCUAGCCUUAGCACUACCACUCCUGCCAAGGAGGACUCCAUUUGGCAGAGCUUCUUCCAGGUGCCCAGCUAUACCUGUGCCUCGGCUUUUCUCAGCUGGCUGAUGGUCUUCGGCCUCUUUCUGUCCCUUCUGUCCCUCACAGCACUAGUGUUUCAUGUUGCACACCCACUCAGCUUUGUGAACUUGUGAGAACACAGCCGAUUUACCUGAGCAGGACCUCUGAAACCCUGGACCAGUGGUCUCACGUGGUGCUACGCCUGCACGUAAACACGCCUGCAAACACUGCCUGCCCACACAGGUUUAGGUGCAGCUCAAGGAAAGGCCUGAAAGGAGCCCUUAUCUGUGCUCAGGACUCAGAAGCCUCUGGGUCAGUGGUCCACAGCCCGGGACGCAGCAGGAGGCCAGGCCGGCGAGCCCUGUGGAUGAGCCCUCAGAACCCUUGGCCUGCCCACAUGGAAAAGGGAUAGAGGUUGGGUUCCCCCCUUUUAUAGAUGGUCACGCACCUGGGUGUUACGAAGUUGUAUGUGGCAUGAAUACUUUUUGUAAUGAUUGAUUAAAUGCAAGAUAGUUUAUCUA
Molecule: messenger RNA, 1287 nt
Organism: Pongo pygmaeus (Bornean orangutan)
Lineage: Eukaryota; Metazoa; Chordata; Mammalia; Primates; Hominidae
Gene: TCL1A
Product: TCL1 family AKT coactivator A
Exons: 4
Coding region: 174-518 (114 amino acids)
Molecular function (GO): protein serine/threonine kinase activator activity
Source: RefSeq, a predicted model, not a curated record